CAGCAUAUCGAGCUGUAGUCAAAAAAUUAAACACGAUAUCUGAAAAUUAUUUUUAGCUAUAGUGGCCUACUAGCGUUAGUACAUACAGCUGCGUUAUUUGAUGAUAACCACAGUUUUCCGCUGCGCAUUUUUUUGACAAUUGCCAAAGUUUUUGUUGGUACUAGGCCUUUGUGUUUCUGCUGCAGAUAACAAACUGCUCAUCUUGUGCGCUUGUCAAUAGCAUCUGGAAGAAAUAUUUUGCUUCACAAUGGAGAAGGCGACAUUGCUGAAAAUGUCGGAUUCUGCCGGUCUUGGAUCGAUAGAUUUCUUACCGGGCAUGACAGCUGGUAGCGGUCCUUCCAAUCGGCCGGAAUUCGAACCAUUUUCGGUGCUGGUGCAAUGUGCCAACCAGUACCUGCGUAAUAAUCCUCAUCUGACAGUCAACACUUGCGAGAGUGUCGAGUUUAAGGUUUCCAGCAAGGAUGGAUUCCGCGUUGAUACGGUUAAUUCUGUCUACACAGCGCACGGAGAGUCCGAAACACGCUAUAUUCGAGGUCUGCGAUUAUGGACACAAGUAAAAAGCGGCCACGGCAACAACUGCGAUCAGAUUGGCUACUGUAACUUCCUUCCGAGCAUUCAAGGCGACAAUGUGGAACGGUUGGAUCGUUUGUUGUUCAAAAUUAAUCAGCAAUUUGAAAGAAACCCCCUUCCUGGACAGAUCGUAACAGUCGAAACACAACCAAUAAAAUGGGGAUCGACAGGUUUGGAUCCGGAUCGGACUAUCUGGACAGAGCGUGGUAAUUCCAGUAGUCGAUUCGUCAACCUUAUCCGGAUUUUUUACUUACAAGGCCCACCGCAACCCUGUAAACUGGGAGUGCAGGAUUUCUUGCCGGCCGUUUUAGAUAGUGGUUUCCGAUGGGGUGCAUAUCCCCAGGUGGAAGCCUUUCCGGUGGUGAUGGACCGCGCAAGACAGUGGCUGCUCUCGGUGCCGCCGAAUUAUCGAGUGAUCAAUGUGCAGACCGUUACGUUCCGGUGGAGCCAAAAUGAUGGCGCCGAUACCCAGAAAAUGACCUAUCACGAAGACAAAGCACACCUGAAUUAUAUGAGGUAUCUCCGUAUACCGUACGUCAUUGAAAACCCGGAUCACCAAGUGGCAAGAUCCACUAUCCGAUUGAAUGCUAAACUCAUAGCUCCUAACAUGACCAGCGCACCAGGCAUUUUGUUGGGUUCCGGUCAGUUCGAAAGCCAAGAGUCCACGCGCGCCCGUCUGGACCAGUGGGUGAAAUCCACCGGUGCCCGUGUGGUGUCCGCGGAGACCAUAGUCAUGCGACCCGAUGGUGGAGGGGAAGGUCGCUAUGGAUUUGACAAUAUGCACACGUGGAACCAAAUUCACCGCGUAAACAACGUAUCCCAACGCAGUGAUGAAAAGUUCGUAUUUCUAUACCGGAUCUAUACGGAUGGGGCGUACGAAGACCCGGCAGGAUGGCAAAAUUCUACGAGACUCGAGGAGCACGCUCGCCAAUCAGGUUGCAGAGGGAUGAAGAAGGUUUUUCUCCUGUUUGGACUGGGUGUUCUGGCCAUGUUUAUCCUUAUUGGAAUUGUAAGCCUGUAUGGAUGGAUAACGCGAGGUCCAGAGGAUAACAAAGACGCACUGCCACCCACCAAUACAACGCAAACUCCGUAGCCGGCUCGAUCGAAAUGAUGUCUACGCUUCCGAUGCAUGCGGUUUCGGUAGACCAGCGCACGUUUACUUAUGUACUUGCCAGCUGAACAUUUACAGAUAUAACUAAUCGUAAUAAGUUAUAAAUGUGGAUAAUUUGGUGCUUCUUAUUUACCAAAAACUAUUGAUCUGUACGCGGCUCUUUAAUAGAAAGCUUCCAAGCGCUUUAAUUUUUCGGUGCUUUAGUUUACACUUUGUUUGUACUGUAAUUCUGUUGGGCAGUCGACUCUGCGUAAUUCUCGUUGAUCGUUUA
Messenger RNA from Paramacrobiotus metropolitanus, 1952 nucleotides. RefSeq lists its product as uncharacterized. The record is from RefSeq and is a predicted model, not a curated record. The coding region runs from base 248 to 1663 and encodes 471 amino acids. NCBI's taxonomy places the organism in Eukaryota, Metazoa, Tardigrada, Eutardigrada, Parachela, Macrobiotidae. The transcript has 4 exons.